This is a messenger RNA of Formica exsecta, 659 nucleotides long. RefSeq names its product larval cuticle protein 65Ag1-like. The transcript has a single exon. Gene Ontology annotation, molecular function: structural constituent of chitin-based larval cuticle. The coding region runs from base 119 to 517 and encodes 132 amino acids. Gene Ontology annotation, cellular component: chitin-based extracellular matrix. The record is from RefSeq and is a predicted model, not a curated record. NCBI's taxonomy places the organism in Eukaryota, Metazoa, Arthropoda, Insecta, Hymenoptera, Formicidae.
UCGAUUGUUUAUUAUCUUUGGAGCCUUUCUAUUAUAUUCAAUUUAAAUUAAAUGUACAAUAUGAUUCAAAGAACUAUAUGAUUUUUUAUUUUUGCUGGCAAUCAUUUUAUGCGUUUUAAUGGAAGCCGUACUAAUAAUAGCAAAAACAGAAAGAUUAUCUGCCAAUCCUAAGUUAAAUUCCAAUAAGUUCGUAGCGUUUUCUGCAAAGUUAAAGUACCCAACAAGCGUUACAGUUACAGUACAACCAAGCAACAAGCUUUACAGUUAUAGUUACAACAUUGAUGGCAUUCAGGCCCAAGAGGAUGGUUACCUCAAUCAUAUAAGCACCGAGCAGGAGGCUUUGGAGGCACGAGGUAGCUACAAUUAUACUGACGCCGAAGGAAAUACCUUUCAAGUCUCGUAUGUAGCCAACGAGAACGGGUUCCAGCCGGAAGGUGCUCACUUACUCACAGCAUCACUGAUCAAAAAAGCUCUUAAAUAUAUCGCUGAACAUCCUGAAAAGAAUGGGCAACAAUAAGAACAUUAAACUGGAAAUAGAGUAGAAUCGGUGGUGGACUUAGACAAAAGAAAAGAUAAGAAGAAUUCGGCGCGUACUCAAUCGUGAUUGCAUCGAAACAUGGGGCACUCAAUUCCCGAAAUCAAUCCUGCAAUCUUAAGAU